AUCAGGAUGAGUACAGUCUAGUUGCUUGAACAUCGAUGCGAAUGAAAUUUGAAAUUUGAAACAUUUGUUUUCCCCCCUUUUCCUCGUUCUUCUCUAUUAUAUCCUAUUCUAAUGCCUCGUGCCCACAAAGAGACUUCACACUCCUCUAAAUCAAAGAAAACUUCAGCCACCAAAACAAACUCUCCACCGAAGCGACUUGCAGAUUUACGAAGUCAAACGAAGUCAAACACAACAGCACAUAUACGGGCAGACAAUACCACUAAACAAUAUACACAGGUCAUCCAGCGGGUGAGGAAGUGGCUGGAGGAGUUCCUCAUCCUCAAAGUUGAAGAGAAUGCAGGGGGAUGUCUAGAGGAUGAGGACGAAGAUGUCCCUAUGAGGAAUGAAGAAAUGGCCUCCGAGUUUCAUGGAUGUCUUGAUGGAAAGCCCAAUCAGUUUACUCCUGAAGCCAUUGCAAUGUACAUAUCAUGGAAGUGUUACGAAGAGGGCAGGAAGCUAUCAACAGGAGAAUCAGUUCAUGCCGCAUUCAAGUAUCAUUACACGCACCUUGAAGGCGACAAAUAUCGUGGGGAUUGGCGGUAUGAUGAAGGGAACAAACGAUGGAUUGGAAAUCCCUGUAAUGCAGCAGAGGUUGUCGAUCUCAUGGAGGGAUGUAAGCGAAAAGAUGGGGAGAGCGAACGACAUCAUUCCAAACCAGCAAGCAUCAUCAUCAUGGAGAGGUUGUAUGCUCACUCUAUUUCUGUCUGUCCCGAUGACUAUCCUGUCCUGGAUGCAAAAUCACUUGCAUUCAAGAUUUCGCACCUGCGGUUCCGUGCUUAUUCAUCAUUGGGUUUCACUAUCUGGACAAGAAAUACAGAGACAUCGCAUCUCCAGGCCAAGCAUGUUGACCGCAACCCUCUUCCCAGACCCGGCGCAACACCGAGUGAUCCUCCUUUUAUCCAAAUCAACCUCAGAGACCGGAAAAACUGGCAAAAGAAGCAAGCAAAGAAUGAAACUCAGCUGAACGAACAUUGUUACAACCUGUAUCCUCAGAAGAUCCGUGCAAUAUGUGCUCAAACUCAUCUUUCCAUCUGGAUGGAAUUCUGUGAAGAGCACAUACUCCGCCGACAGUAUGAGCCUGACGACUACAUCUUUCCAACUAUCAAUGCGAACGGUGUGACGUUCCAGUCAAAACAGCCAAUAACACCCGAAGCAGUGCAGAAGAUGAUCGACAAUUUUACGGUAGCUGCUGGGGUUCCAGGAGCAUUUACAACCCAUUGCUUCCGACGUGGGGGUGCUCAAUACCGGUUCAUGUUUGCACCAAUUGGCAAACGCUGGACUCUGGCUCGAAUUCGAUGGUGGGGUGGAUGGGCACCAAAUGAAAAGGUGAUUUUAUCUGAUUCGCUAUCGCUGCUGGUCACUGAUAUCAAUCAAGCGUGA
Lentinula edodes (shiitake mushroom) is the source of this 1419-nucleotide messenger RNA. RefSeq lists its product as uncharacterized. Gene Ontology annotation, biological process: DNA recombination; DNA integration. Bases 112 to 1419 code for a protein of 435 amino acids. Lineage: Eukaryota; Fungi; Basidiomycota; Agaricomycetes; Agaricales; Omphalotaceae. Gene Ontology annotation, molecular function: DNA binding. The transcript has 4 exons. The record is from RefSeq and is a predicted model, not a curated record.